Molecule: messenger RNA, 522 nt
Organism: Musca domestica (house fly)
Lineage: Eukaryota; Metazoa; Arthropoda; Insecta; Diptera; Muscidae
Exons: 3
Coding region: 1-522 (173 amino acids)
Source: RefSeq, a predicted model, not a curated record
AUGCUUCACCUAUUUAUUGCUAUUGCGUUGACCAAACGCACCUUUAAACUACAAUUCUUCGACUAUGAUUGCCUGAAUCUAACCUCACAUAUCAAAGUGUUUGAAUGCGUUUUCGAACGACAGUCCGCCAAUCGUUUUAUAUUCAGCGAACGUUUAAUGUUGUCCCGGGAUAUGAAUGAAAAUUUCGAAAUGCAUUUGUUUAUCAGUGCCAAGCCGAGGUAUGGAAAAAAGAAGGUACAAUUUAUCGAUGUCCGCUUUAAUGUCUGUGAGUUCUUGAAUCACCCGCUGCAAGUUCAAAUGUUGAGGAGUUUACUCCUGGAACUUUUCCGCUCGAGUAAUAUUCCCCUGAAUUGUCCCUUUAAGGGGGAUUUCCUUUACAAAAUGAACAACUUCUCAUUUACCGAUGCCUAUUUUCCACGCUACACACCAGCCGUGAAUUUCACAUUUCAAAUGGAAUUUUUCGAUGGCAAAACAAUGUUUGCAAUAACGAGAAUAACUGGCGAUAUCACACCAUCGCGUUGA